GCGACCUUAACAGUCAUGGGCCCAGUUGUGGCUGUCAAGAUGGCUUACAGACUGCUUUAUGGAAUUCUUGCACGUGCGUUCUUCAGUGACAAAGCCCUCUGUGGAAAGGUGGUAUUGGUGACCGGGGCAAGUUCUGGUCUUGGUGAGGCACUUGCCCAUGAACUUUAUAAGAGAGGUGCCAGGCUCAUUUUGGCUUCUCGAAACACAGAGAAAUUGAAUGAACUGAAGGAGACCCUCUUGGCAACAUACAAGCCCCCGGAGCUCCAUGUCCCCACGGUGGUCAAGCUCGACCUGGAGGACCUCAACAGCAUACCCACCAUCACCGAGGAGCUGCUUAAGACCCACGGCCAGAUCGAUAUCCUAAUUAACAAUGCGGGCAUGUCCUACCGGGGGGCGGUGGCGGACACGGAAGUUAGCGUCGACAUCAAACUGAUGGUGGUGAACUAUUUUGGACAGGUGGCUCUAACCAAAGCUAUCCUUCCUAGCAUGUUGGCCAGGAAGGCUGGGCACAUCUUGGCCAUCAGCAGCGUCCAGGGUAAAUUGGCCAUCCCUUACAGGUCAUGUUACACAGCCUCCAAACAUGCAGUACAAGGCUUCUUUGACUCUCUCCGGGCUGAGGUGGCUGACAAAAAUGUCCGAGUGUCAGUUAUCAGCCCAGGAUAUAUAUCCACUAACCUAUCUGUAAAUGCAGUGACUGGGGAUGGCUCUUCCUAUGGAGCCAUGGAUGCCACCACAGCAUCCGGCAUGAGCCCAGAGUAUGUGGCAGAGCAGAUUGUUGGGUGCAUCAUCAGUGGUUACGAAGAGCUUCUUCUGGCCCCCUUCUCACACCGGCUCGCCAUCAUGCUGCGGACCUUCACCCCCUCAAUCAUCGCAAACAUCAUGAAGAGAAGAGCUGCUAAGGAGAAGGAGUUAUAUGUGUACAAAGAAGACUAGUGUAUAUGCAUUUUUUUUUUUUUUUCUAUUGAUUAUAUUCUCCCCCCUUUUUUGUUUAUUUAUUUAUUUUUUAUUUUUUACUUAACCCUACAAUGAUGGUACCAGAAAUCUGUGGGUGUCACUCAUUCCAGUGACUUCUGGCAACUGUCCAGCCACUUGGAGUCCACUAUGUACAGUGGAACUUCCCGUUUGACUCACUCUAGCGUGUCAUGAUGUCUAUAGCAGUUGUUUUUUCAUGACAGCUGUAGGCGUGUCCGGCUGUAAGAGGUUAAGGAGUCUGACUUUUUAAAGUAUUUUUAUUACUUUUUCUUUUUUUUAACCAAAUCCCUCAACUCAGUGUUGAGUUGAAUACUAAGUGUUAUUAUGAUAUAUUAUGAUUUAUAUUCACUUGAAAAAACACUUUGUUGGUUUAUAAGUUUGUGAAUAUAUUUUGGUUAAUGAGUGCUUAUUAAUAACUGAAGGAAUCAUGAGAGUUAUUUUGGAGUUAUUGCAUGAUAAAACAGUUGUAUAUCAUUUUAUAAUUUUAAAAAGUGGUAUUAUGUUGGAGAAAGUCUGAGGGAAUUCAGGGUGCCUAAUCAUGUUUAUACAAAAAACUUGAUCUUUUUCAGUAGUGAGAUGUUAGUGUCCUUUCUAAAGGGCACUUUUGAUGCUUGGAUAGUGCAGAAUGUUAUACAACAUUUGAUUUCUGUGAAUGAGCACAACCUUUCUUAGAAAGUGAAUGUAAAGGGUUAUGAUUGUCAAGAUUUGUUUUGUGAUAGUUUCUAAGGAAAUGAAAUCAAGUUAUUGCUCUUUACCUUUUUUUUUUUUUUAGUUUUUAGUUUUUACUUGCUCAUGUUUCUUUAUACAGUAUUCAAAGAACUAGUCCUCUACAAAUAUCCAGCAGUGUCUUCUAUAGAACAUAUAUAUUUUCUUCAUCUUUUCUCUAGGUGUAAGGUAGCAUCAGUGGUGCUAAUUGAAUUAACUAAUAAGGAGACAGUGUUGUUUACACCAGUGGCAAGAAAGCAACUGUACUUCAAAGUUCUGGAAAAGAUAUAUAUUAUCUGAUCGUGUACAGAGAAGUUACAUGUUGGUCAUUGAAGGGUAUACUCUGUGAGGCUGUUACCUAGUCACAGCGAGUGAAAAUUGUAUGGAAUAUUAUAUUUGACAAGCCGUAAUACAGAAUGUAUAGUAAUGAAUAUUGAUUAUUCAUGAUUUUUUAAAUUAUUUUAUCAAUGCUUUUUUUCCCCCUUUUCCACAGAACCAAAAAAUUGCUUUGGUAAAAUAUAAAUUUUUCUCAUGUAUAGACAAUACAUAUAAAAUUAUAUUAUUUUUCAAAGGCUUCUUUUAAUAUAACUAUUAACAGUAUCCAGUUUAUAUUGGAUAAGAAAGGUUGGAUUGGUUGUAUAAUGAGUCAUUGUAUGCUUUCAGCGGCUUUAUUGAAUAAUGCAAGAAUGAAAGUGUUUCACAAGA
Penaeus indicus is the source of this 2382-nucleotide messenger RNA. Its product is annotated as dehydrogenase/reductase SDR family protein 7-like. The record is from RefSeq and is a predicted model, not a curated record. Bases 16 to 933 code for a protein of 305 amino acids. Gene Ontology annotation, cellular component: membrane. The transcript is spliced from 6 exons. Lineage: Eukaryota; Metazoa; Arthropoda; Malacostraca; Decapoda; Penaeidae. Gene Ontology annotation, molecular function: oxidoreductase activity.